GCAGAUGGAUAAUUGGAUAUGUAAUACCUGUGUUCAGAAGCCAUGAAUUCCAGAAAAUUACUCUCAGAAACACGGAGAACUUUUCCUGCUACUAAAGCCCCCUGCCAGCAGCCAUCGCGGAUUCUCAUUGUGGAUGUCACCUCCCCUUCCUGGGCCAAUACUUGCUCUGUGCUCUGCGAGGCCCUGGAAAACACGCUGUGCUUGGCAUGUGGCUUGGCAGGGCCCUGCCGUGUGCCCCUGCUGAGCCUCUACGUGGUGCAGCCCCAGCAGGAGUGUCUGCUGCCCUUCACGCAAGUGAAAGAAAACUUUGGGCGAAUUCAAGCCUGCAUUUCGGAGCUGCGUUUGCUCCCAGCAGAAGGCUCCUUCCCACAGGGGGGAAGUGGAGUGGUACAAGCUGUGCAGGAUGGAUUGCAGCAAUUCAAACAAUACAGCAGACACACAGCAGCAGGAGGCUCAACAAACAGUUCUGUUGAGAUCACAGUUCUGACUAGCCAGUCCAGCAAAGAAAUGGUAAAACAGCUGGAAAAGAAGUUAAAAGAUGUAGACCUUGUGAGUCUGCGAAGACUACAAGUCAUUGAGGUUUUGAAGAGAGACUUCCUGGAGCCCGAGGAUGUGGAGCAGUGUGUGCCAGCAGAAGAGCCCAGCAGCAGUGAUAUUGCAAUCCUGGGAAUGGACAUUGAUGUGCAAACUGUAGAGGACAAUGUCAUCAGCUUGGAGAUGCUGUUUAAAACAUGGCUCCAUGACUAUGGCACGGAGAGGGAACAGCUCCAUCUCCUCCUUCCAUUGGGAGGUUUCAGCCAUGCUGCUGCACCCAAGAGCACCAUAAUGUGCCUGAAGUGCGACUUGCAGGAGAGACUGCUCGACCCAGCUCUGCUUUCGGGGCCGGCUGAUGGCACUGGGAGAGCAGCAGAUCCCAGUUCUCCCUGGCACGUGGCAGCCUGGCCAGCCCCAGGGCUGCACAAACUCCAGGUGGUAAAGGCUCUGAAGUCUGAAGGUGUCUGUGAGUCUGUACUGUAUGGCCUGCCCUUCAUCAUCAAGCCCACGAGCUGCUGGCAGCUGGACUGGGAUGAACUGGAGACAAACCAGCACAGCUUCCAUGCUUUAUGUCAUAGUCUUCUGCAAAGGAAGUGGAUGCUUUUGGCCAGGCACGAACCUCAGAACGCCAAUCCAAACUGGAACAUUGUGGUGCAUUCCUAUUAUGUCAUCGUCCCUUCCGACUCUGCCACUCUACUUGUCAAAGCAGUCGCCAUCAGGGAGCUCCUGCUGCCUUCAGCCUUCCCAGCCCUCCUCGCUGAGCACCCCGAGCGCAUCCGUGGCCCCAUAGAGAGUGCCCUGAACAGCUUGGAAGUGGAAGUUGCUUAUAACCCCUUACACCUAAAAAGCAACCUCUACAAAUACCUGAAGAGUUCGUUGUACAAACCUCCACAUCGGCAGCAGGCCCAGCCCCGGGAGCAGCGCCCGGAGCGGCAUCAGCCCAAGCAGCCCCAGAGCAGAGCCAAAGCUGCAGUGGCACCCCUUCUGAUGGCUCCCUCUCCCCUCCAAACAUUCAGACCAGCAGCAGCGAGGAGAGACUGCUGUGAGCGCUCUCCCCUCCCCAGGGAUUUUGUUCGUCACCGACUCAGUCUACAGGAAGUUUCUGCUCUGGGACCCUCUGUCCAGAGAUCCAGCUAUCCCCCACAACACCACGUAUUUCCUGUUCUUGUCUGCACACAUCACAAGCAUGCCUCAAAUUUUGGUUUCUGAGACUGGGCUAACACAGGCCACAAACCACAGAUUGCUGUCAGCGGGUGCGGAGGAGCUGCAAGCAGGGUGGUGAGGAAAUCAGACAGACAAGGCAGGCAGUGACACCGAGCUGCCUUCAUCCUGCAGCAGCAGGGUCAGUGGGGUGCCUGGAAUUCCUUAAAGCCUGGAAUUCUGCCCUCCCAGGCACAGCACUACCCAUGAUGAUGAUGAUUUGCUUGCUUCCGAGGCUGGCCUCGCUGUCCAACACCCCAGGCAGUGAAGGGGUUUGUAGCAAGUGCCAAGCCAGGGCUGGCUCCUGCACAGUGACAUCUCAUGCAGUUGGAACUGCAGCACAGCCCCAGCCCCAUCUCCUCCUCCUGGACCACCUGUGCCUAUGGGGCUGGUCCACGAGCCAACACAGCAAUACUUUUUGGCAGGGUUCAGAAGAUUCUCAGAUCAUAGUAUGACGUGGCAGGGGAAAAAUGCAGCACCACACUGGCCUAGAGCUUUUCAAGAGAGUUUCUGCCCAGUGCUGGCACAUGUCAGCCUGGUUUUCAGUGCAGGUGUAGGGCAGCUGCCCCUGGCAGGGCAGAAGCUGAGGGCAGCUCAACCAAACCAAGGUGGGGUGGUCUCUACCAGCCCCCUAAUGCCAAGCACCAGCACGGUUUGUGUUCUACUUACUUUGUUCUG
Manacus vitellinus (golden-collared manakin) is the source of this 2412-nucleotide messenger RNA. It is a transcript of the gene M1AP, whose product is annotated as meiosis 1 associated protein. The transcript has 10 exons. The record is from RefSeq and is a predicted model, not a curated record. The coding region runs from base 43 to 1743 and encodes 566 amino acids. Gene Ontology annotation, biological process: male meiosis chromosome separation; meiosis I; spermatogenesis. Lineage: Eukaryota; Metazoa; Chordata; Aves; Passeriformes; Pipridae.